UCUCAGCAUUCGGCACCAGACUCGCAUAGAAACGCGCAGCUGCAGUCUUCAGUUUCUCAAGAGUUGGCUAGCUCACUCGUUCGCUCUUUGUUUAUGGGCCGAGCAAGCGAGCUCCUGCGAUGAGAUGCUGGCGCCGCGUACAGUGCAUCCAUGCACGAAGAUUCUCUACUUCGACUUGAUCGCUUGGGUCGGUCAUUCUUCUUUUUGCCGAGAAAACCGCAUUACCACAACCAACACCAUGCAGAUCGCUUUCUUCUCGUCGCACAGCUACGACAUCGAGUCGAUGGAGCGCAUCGCUAAGGAGCAGGACAUUACUCCCAAGCACGAGCUCAAGUUCUUUACCCCGCGUCUGGACGCCACGUCCGCCAAAUUGGCCGAAGGUUGCGAAGGUGUCUGCAUCUUCGUCAACGACGUCGCUGACGAAGCAGCUCUGCGCGUGCUGGCAGCCGGUGGCACCAAGGCCAUGUUCCUGCGUUGCGCCGGUUUCGACAUGAUCGACCUCAAGGUCGCUAAGGAGCUUGGCCUUGCAGUGACUCGUGUGCCUGCCUAUUCCCCAUACGCUGUAGCCGAGCACGCCGCAUCGUUGAUGAUGGCACUCAAUCGCAAGAUUCACCGCUCAUACAACCGCACACGCGAACAAAACUUCCGUCUCGCUGGUUUGUUGGGCUUUGAUAUCAACGGCAAGACCAUCGGUGUUGUCGGCACGGGCAAGAUCGGUGCCCUGUUCGCUCGUAUCGCUGCUGGCUUCGGUGCCAAAGUACUCGGCUACGAUGUGGUGCAGAACCCCGAGGCUCUGAGCUAUGGUGUCGAAUACGUUUCGCUGGACGAGAUGUGGAAGCGCGCUGACAUCAUCUCGCUGCACUGCCCGCUGUUCCCUUCCACCAAACACACGAUCAACGCCGACAGCAUCUCAAAGAUGAAGAAGGGUGUCACGAUUAUUAACACGAGCCGUGGCGGUUUGAUCGACAACAAGGCCCUUGUGGAUGGCCUGAAGAGUGGCAAGGUCGGCGCAGUGGGUCUUGAUGUGUUCGAGGGUGAGGGUGCAUACUUUUACUCGGAUCGCUCGGGUGUUGUCAUCCAAGACGAGACCUUAGCUCGCUUAUUCACGUUCGCGAACGUACUGAUCACGGGUCACCAGGCUUUCUUCACCAAGGAGGCCCUGGACAACAUUGCCCUGACGACUUUCGCUAAUGUGAAGGCGUACGAGGCCAAGAAGACGCUGGUGAACGAGGUCAAGUAAAGCGUAACAUUCUAUUUCGACAGCCUGAUACAUGUCAAUAGUAUCCUAGAUGAACAUGCAGGUUUUCCUUUUACAAAGAAGGGUUGUGUACUGUCUGUCGGCUGGGGUGCUAGCUUGUCAUCGUGUUUAGAUGAAGUCGAACCAGAACGUCGCCGUUGCUGUAGUUAUAUUGAUUGCGACUACAGUGCAAGUGAACUUAUCUGCUGGAGUGGCAAAAUGGCAUGCUUGCUGCUGCUUCUUUAGAAUUUUACUACUACGUAGAAGGCAGAGUACAAACCAUCUCGAAAUAGAGCGUCAGCAACAGCAACACGCAAGCAUGCUACGGAAUGAGCUUCAUCAU
Messenger RNA from Phytophthora nicotianae INRA-310, 1580 nucleotides. RefSeq lists its product as hypothetical. The transcript has a single exon. The coding region runs from base 125 to 1240 and encodes 371 amino acids. The record is from RefSeq and is a predicted model, not a curated record. Gene Ontology annotation, molecular function: NAD binding; oxidoreductase activity, acting on the CH-OH group of donors, NAD or NADP as acceptor. Lineage: Eukaryota; Oomycota; Peronosporomycetes; Peronosporales; Peronosporaceae.